AUGAGUAAACCAAUUACUACUUGUCUUCUUUUAUCCUUUCUCAUUAUUCUCUCACACUUUGUGAUUGAAAUCCAUGGAAAAAAUAAACAAGUUGAAGCUCUUGACAAUCUCCACAAAGCAAAAUACAUAGAAAACUCAGAAAUUGAUAAGAGUGAAUUUGAGGUACAAGAGAUUGUGUAUGACAUUGAUGCCAUUGUUGAUUCUCAAAAGGGUCUCAAAGAGAAAGAUAGGAUCAAGAAACUUCCAGGUCAACCCUUUGUGAAAUUCUCUCAAUUUGGAGGGUAUGUUACAUUGGAUAAAUUGAGUGGUAGUGCUUUUUACUAUUACUUUGUUGAAGCUCAUCAAUCUAAAGAAACACUUCCACUUCUUCUUUGGCUCAAUGGAGGUCCUGGAUGUUCAUCUCUAGCUUAUGGAGCAAUGCAAGAAUUGGGACCUUUUAGAGUAAACAGUGAUGGCAAAACACUUCACCAAAAUAGAUACUCAUGGAAUUAUGCUGCAAAUGUUUUGUUCUUGGAGUCUCCAGUUGGAGUAGGAUUUUCUUACUCAAACAAAUCAACAGAAUAUAGUAGCAAUGGAGACAAGAAAACAGCUAUAGAUAACUAUUUAUUUUUGGUAAAUUGGUUGGAAAGAUUUCCAGAAUAUAAAAAUAGAGAUUUUUAUAUUUCUGGAGAAAGCUAUGCUGGUCAUUAUGUUCCUCAACUUGCACAUACCAUUCUCUAUCAUAAUAAAAAGGCAAAUAAGACAAUCAUCAACCUCAAAGGAAUCUUGAUAGGGAAUGCAGUGAUCCAUGAUACUACAGACUCAACAGGAAUGUAUGAUUUUCUUGCUACUCAUGCUAUCAUCUCAGACAAAGCAGCUUAUGAUGUCAACAAUGUUUGUGAUUUUUCAUCAGAUAAUCUCACUGCUGAAUGCAAUUCAGUUGCUGAUGAAGUCAAUGAAGAUAUUGCAUUCAUUGAUUUGUAUAACAUUUAUGCUCCAGUUUGCAAGAAUGAGAAUCUCACUUCCAAGCCCAAAAAGAACACCAUUGUGACUGAUCCGUGCAGUGAGAAUUAUGUGUAUGCUUAUCUUAAUAGACAAGAUGUUCAAGAGGCUAUUCAUGCUAAUGUCACAAAACUCAAGUAUGAAUGGAGUCCAUGCAGUGGUGUCAUUAGAAAAUGGGUUGAUAGCUCUCCAACAGUUCUUCCUCUUUUACAUGAAUUCCUCAAUAAUGGCCUUAGAGUUUGGAUUUUCAGCGGUGAUACAGACGGAAGGGUUCCGGUUACUUCGACUAAGUAUUCGAUUAAGAAGAUGAACCUUCCUGUUAAAACUGUUUGGCACCCUUGGUUGGCCUAUGGAGAAGUUGGUGGCUAUACUGAAGUAUACAAGGGAGACCUAACAUUUGUUACAGUGAGAGAAGCAGGACAUCAAGUGCCAAGUUAUCAACCAGCAAGAGCUCUUACUUUGAUUAAACAUUUCUUGGAUGGCACUCCUCUUCCUAGUCCAAAAAUAAAGGCAUAG
Molecule: messenger RNA, 1497 nt
Organism: Lathyrus sativus (Indian pea)
Lineage: Eukaryota; Viridiplantae; Streptophyta; Magnoliopsida; Fabales; Fabaceae
Source: the annotation of a GenBank genome assembly